AUGUCUGGAGAAUCCGCCACCGCUAUUCACAAGGGUCAAGUUGAUCUCUUAGGCUUCAUAGAUUGGAUUGGUGUUGAAUGCCUCAAUCAAAGCACCACUCUCUCUGUUUCCAGUGCUAUCAAACAGGGUUAUAGAGAAGAUAAAGGUUUUCAUCUAGAAAUUGAUGCAUAUGAACAGUUUUUGCUUUAUAUUGCUUUCACCCAAGUUAUUAAACUUUAUUCCAUUAUUGUCAAAGGUCCUGAAGAUAAAGGAGGUGCUGAAAGGGAACAAGGAUUACUUCAGAUACUGACUGAGAUGGACGGAUUCAAAGUUUCCACAGCACAGGUGCUUGUGAUAGGUGCUACAAAUAGAUUGGAUAUUAUUGAUCCUGCUCUUUUGAGGAAGGGUCGUUUCGACAAGAUCAUUAGAGUUGGUUUGCCUUUAAGAGAUGGAAGACUUGCCAUUUUGAAGGUGCAUGCUAUGAAUAAGUAUUUUCGCUCAGAAGAAGAAAAAGAUACUCUGCUUAACGAAAUUGCAGAGCUAACAGAAGAUUUUACUGGGGCAGAGCUGCAGAAUAUACUGAACGAAGCUGGAAUUUUAACGGCCAGGAAGGAUUUGGAUUAUAUUGGGCGUGACGAGUUGCUUGAGGCAUUAAAAAGGCAAAAAGGAACAUUUGAAACAGGGCAAGAGGACACUACAGAAAUUCCUGAAGAAUUGAGACUGAGAUUGGCAUAUAGAGAAGCAGCUGUUGCUGUUAUUGCAUGUUAUUUUCCUGAGCCACUCCGCCCUUUUGUUUAG
Vicia faba (fava bean) is the source of this 777-nucleotide messenger RNA. The record is from the annotation of a GenBank genome assembly. NCBI's taxonomy places the organism in Eukaryota, Viridiplantae, Streptophyta, Magnoliopsida, Fabales, Fabaceae.